AUGACAUACGUCGCGGAAAACUGGGUGAUCAACAAAAAAUACAAAAGUAAAAUACAGGCCACUGAAAUGGAAUACUGGAGGAGAAGUUGUAGAAUUUCGAGAAUAGACAAAGUAAGAAACGAGGAGAUCAGGCAGCGAAUGGGUGUCAAGAAAGAUACCUUAACAUUGAUUGAAGAAAAGAGAUUGAUAACAGAAUGGAGCCCCGUAGGUAGAAGGAAAAGGGGUAGACCCAGAAGAUCUUGGAGGGAUGAAGUAGAUGAAUCUAUGGAAAAAAGAGGUAUGAAUGGCAAGACAGAGAUGGAUGGAGGCGUAGGUUGA
This is a messenger RNA of Cylas formicarius (sweet potato weevil), 318 nucleotides long. RefSeq lists its product as uncharacterized. The transcript has 2 exons. Bases 1 to 318 code for a protein of 105 amino acids. The record is from RefSeq and is a predicted model, not a curated record. NCBI's taxonomy places the organism in Eukaryota, Metazoa, Arthropoda, Insecta, Coleoptera, Brentidae.